AUGUCCCAACAGCAGAAGCGUCAGUGGGUUCGGAAGGCUGCCUCAUCAUCAUUGGUUUCUUCUUCUUCAUCGGGUUGCACAACAAAAUGUUCGGGUUAUUGGAUUUUAAAAUAUGGUUGCCCAACAACAUCUAUAUCAUGUAGGCCAUUCACCAUGUGUGUUUUGAAUUUUUCUAAUUCGUCGUCAUUGCUGAUGAAGGAUCAUCGUUAUGCCUUUCCGACAAGUUUGUUAAAGAACACUCGCCAGAAUAAUACCCAUUCAAAUAAUGAUAAUCAUAAUACGACCAAGAGCAAUACCAACUGUGUUCUUGUCAAGAACUCAAAAAUUCACUUGACAGAACAGCCAUGCAAUUAUUACUCGAACAAAACCUUCUUUGAUAAAUUGAAUAAUCAUGAAUUUAAUGAUGACGAUGGUUCUUCAGACAACAACAACACUUCGAAUGAUGACAAAAGGAUGGAGAAUGAAGAGGAGGAAUUGACGGAAUACAAUUCAGAAGAAAAAGCUGACUUGCAACCUGAUUUCCUUUUACUUCCGAAAGAUGUCCAAGAUUGUUUACUACAGAUAAAGAAAAGAAACAAGGACACUCAACAAGUAUCUUCAGCUGUUAGAGCCUUUCAUGCCAUUCUUAAAAGAUAUGCACACCAAAGACAUUUGCUCACCCACUCAUUUUAUCAUUCUAUUUUAUAUAUUGUGGCAAAGAAACACAAACAUUUACCGUCAUCCGUAAAUUUGGCAAAAUACUAUUACGACUUGGGUGUCAUGUCGACACUGUGUCACCGAUAUUUUCUUGCGUGCUUUUGCAAUAAUUUACACCAAGAAUAUUUACUUUUAGACAGCAUAUGGAAGUUUCUCUUAUCCGGAGGAAAAAUUCAGGAAUUUUCAUUGGAAUCAAGCACUCCAAAUCAUGUUGCAACAUUAAUCAACACUUCAAAGAAAACUACAAAGACUUUGUACAAUGAAAAAUCUUCAGAUAUUGAAAGCGAAAUUCCAAUCGAUAUACUUUCAUUCAAAUUGUUUUUAUGUUGCAUGCUAGAACGGUACGACUUAAAAUUUGAGGACUCAUCGUUCGAUCAAUUGAUCAUUGCGAGUGACACAAAACUAUCAGAACAACUAGGAUAUCAUGACACUGUACCACUACAUGUCAAAGUGCAAUAUGUUUUAUUGCAUAUGAUCCAAUUGAAUUUGGUGAUUGAUUGGAAACAUUAUAGAGUUUUACUGUUUGCAUACAUUCGAGAGAAUCAGCUCGAGCCUCUCAAACAAUUAAUAGAAACUCUUUUCCAACCAAGCGAAACCUACAACCCUCUCUCUGCAUUCGACACAAAAAUGGUACCUGGAUAUUCCUCGAUGACCUUUGAAAAUGUUCUUCCUCAAGAAACGAAACCACUACAAAAUAUUCAAAGCCUACUUUCACUUUUUUUUGCGCGAGUGCUCUAA
Naegleria fowleri is the source of this 1434-nucleotide messenger RNA. RefSeq lists its product as uncharacterized. The transcript has a single exon. Bases 1 to 1434 code for a protein of 477 amino acids. The record is from RefSeq and is a predicted model, not a curated record. NCBI's taxonomy places the organism in Eukaryota, Heterolobosea, Eutetramitea, Acrasida, Naegleriidae.